AUGUUAUGCCUGAAGGCUGAUAGAAGAGUUGAUAAUCGCUCCAUGGGUCGGAGAGGUCGCCCUAAAAGGGAAACUGGAACUUGUAAUGUCUGCUCUGCUCCUUGUUCAUCUUGCAUGCAUCGUAAUGCGAGCUUCACUGGUUCAAAGUCAGAUGAGUUAUCAGAUGAAAACUCCCAUGGUGUAGUGGCGAGCCAGUGUUCUUACAACGAGGACGAUCAUAUGUGCUCUUCUGGGGUUAAUGCGCUCGGCAGCUCACGUAACACUGCUAGUGAAGCGAGCAAUCUGGUUAAUUCCAAUCAUGAUACUUCCUCUGAGAAUGCUGAGAGUAAGGAAAUGAAGGUAGACUCAUGGAAGGUUCUUUCAAAGGAAGUGAAGUCGCAAUCUUCACAUAGUUUGUUAUCUGACCAUCAAGCGAGAAACACACCAGGGCAGGGAAAAGUCAAGGAAAAGUCAGGAGCAGAGCAUAACAAAGACAAGAAAAAUAUGUUAAUUGAAAGUUCUACGCAUUCAGACCAAAGUAGGAUGGAUGGGACAUUGGGAGAAAAUAGUCUCUUAAAUAAGGCAGAAGAACCAAACUCAUCGGCUAUGUCCGAGAGUGAGAGUGGUGAUUCUGAAAUGCUUGAACUUGAUGUAAAAGUAUGUGAUAUUUGUGGAGAUGCGGGUCGUGAGGAUUUACUUGCCAUCUGCAGCAGAUGCAGUGAUGGUGCAGAACACACCUAUUGCAUGCGGUUAAUGCUUAAGAAAGUUCCUGAAGGUGAUUGGCUUUGUGAAGAAUGCAAGUUUGCUGAGGAAGCAGAAAAGCAGAAGCUAGAAACUAAGGGAAAAAGAGAAACUGAGGUAAAUUUGAAUACACAGAGCUCCAGCAAAAGGCACAUAGAUAAACUUGAGGCAGCUCCAGAUGCUAAAAGACAGGCAGUUGAGGCUCCAACAGGGUCACCCAAGAGAUCUGCUCUCCCAAGAUUGUCUACUUUAUCUCGGGAAACAUCAUUUAAGGGCUUAGAGAAGCCAACAAGAAAGCUAGCUCAUCACUCAUCUUUCAAUAGCCACUCCAGUGAUGACACAGAAAGCACACGAUCUACUGACUCACAGCUCCGAUCCCCGAAACGUUCCUUUUUGAAGUCCAAUUCGUUCAAUUCUUCGAGCUCUAGACCAAAAGUGAGACCAGUGGAAGAUGUUAUGCUUCGACGUCAGAAAACUGGGAAAGAAAGUGCUUCCCUCGAUGUAAAAGGUUCAAAGCAACUGAAAGAUCGGAGUACAGAAGCUAAUCCUUCAGCAUCCACAAUUGAUCAGAAGCUAAUUUCACGUGGCAAUUCACAAGGUAGCUUAAAAAAGCAAUCCAGACAUCUAAGUCGAAACCGUCUAGAGGAUAUAGUUGCUUCUGUGGGGGAUACGUCUAAGAAUGAAAAGUACAGUUCAAGUGAGCAACAAUCAAGUGAAGCCAAACGUAAGGAUGAACAGGCAAAUGUAGAUGGUUUAUCCCGGUCGAGGGAAGGCAGAGAGGUGGGGGAGAAAAACAAAGGCGCUGUUGGUAAUCGCCAAAGGUCUGACCUGUUAUCUGUUUCAAAAGGCCUGCUAUCUCAAAAAGAUCAGAAUGCAGAACCCACUGACACAUCAUGUGCCUCUGGAAGCAAUCUCUCUACCACGCGUAAUAUUAGGGAGGAUAUUAAUAAGGGCAAUAGGUUGCGAGCAGCGGUUGAUGCUGCUCUGCGGAAAAAACCCAGCUUUGGCAAGAACAGAGGAUUGGAGCAAUCUGAUUUGCCUUCAGUUUCUAAUGUGGAUUCAAGUUGUGAUAACGCUUUGCAAAAUUUGCCUUCAAAGGUGCCGGUCGUAAGAGAUUGGCCUGUGUCUAAUGUGGAUUCUGGUUGUGAUAAGGCUUUUCAAAAUUUACCCUCAAAGGUGCCGGUCGUGAGAGAUUGGCCUGUGGGAUUACAAGGAUUGCAAGGAGGGCAAUCAAAUUUACGGACAGACAAGCAGACAAUUGCAGUGAAUGAUAAACAGAUUACAUUCGCUGGUGCUGAUGCAAUGCCUUCCCAAUCUGUAGAGCCUGAAGUUCAUUUUUCUUCUGUAAAACCGGUCAAGAGAGAUUUUCCUGUGGUUGCCCCAACUGUUCUGUCGACAAAAUCAGCGAUCCCAGAGCCUGAGUACAUUUGGCAAGGGGAUAUGGAGGUACAGAAAAGUGGAAAUCUAUCAGCAAUGCAUAGUGGAAUCCAAGCAUAUCUGUCGAUCUUAGCAUCACCCAAGGUUGUUGAAGUGGUAAACCAAUUCCCAGUAAAAGUCUUCUUGAAUGAAGUACCCAGGCUAAGUACAUGGCCUUCACAGUUUCAAGAUGUAGGUGCUAAGGAAGAGCAUGUGGCUCUUUUCUUCUUUGCCAAGGACGUUGAAAGUUAUGAGAAAAAUUAUAAGCCACUGGUAGAGAACAUGAUCCAGAACGAUUUAGCCCUAAAAGGAAACCUCGAGGGUGUUGAGCUUUUGAUCUUUGCGUCCAACCAGCUUCCUCAGAACUGCCAGCGCUGGAACAUGUUAUUUUUCCUUUGGGGUGUAUUCCGAGGAAGAAGGAAGAAUUGCUCUAAUCCACCCAAGAACACACUUCUUCCAGCGUCUUGUGUGUUGCCAACUAUGGGGAAAGCGUUUUCUACACGUGAGGGCUUUUGCCAUGAUAAUCCAAGCAACAGAGAGUCUGUGAGUGAUCGUGCAUCGAGCAGAAUGCAAUUGAGCAUGAAGGAGGCGAAUUCUAAAGGGGAUAAUGUUGGCGGUGUCGCUGACAAGGUUAAGGCAUUAUCUGGUUUGUAUGGAGAUAGUGGAGCGGCUGAAGAAACUGAGGAAGGAGAGAUAGGUGCUAGCCCACGCUUGAAAAAUGAAAAGACGUCAGUGAAUGCCUCUGUCAUGAACCAGAAAAUGGACUUGGAUGAUCAGUAUAAUGAAGGGUUGUGUGAAGGACCAGUGAAUAAAAUGCUGAAGACAGGUACAAGAGUAGAAACUGAAUGUAGUAUUCCUAGGAGGGAUGCAUCUGCUUCAAGAAAAUACGGUACCCAUCCCUGUGAGGAGGAAGAGAUGAUCAAGAAGAAUCCCACUAGGAUCGUGUUCCCUUUAGAUUUGAAUGAUGGAAAGGUUGACGAUGAUGAGAUGGUAGACGAUAAUCCCAUACCACUAGGUAAUGACAACAACAAACGAAGAUCACUCAGUAUGGUCCCAAGUCUUGAGCUGGCUCUAGGAGAGGAGAAAACUACGCCGACCAUGACCACAACGACAACCACAGGAGUCGUCUUGCCUUUCAUGGCUGGAACAAGCUCCAUUGAAGAACAUAGAAGUAGCACUAGUAGUGAGAAGCCACAGGAUCGGAUGGUGAAUCAAGAAGACGAAGCAGCCUCCCUCUCGCUAUCCUUGUCCUUCUCAUCCAAGGAGAAUGUGAAUCAGAGAUCAGUGUCUGGAUGGGACCGCAAGAAGCAGAAUGUGAAUACUCCUAUGUUUCUCUUUAGAGACUUCCCUGACAAAUCCUGA
Molecule: messenger RNA, 3498 nt
Organism: Arabis nemorensis
Lineage: Eukaryota; Viridiplantae; Streptophyta; Magnoliopsida; Brassicales; Brassicaceae
Source: the annotation of a GenBank genome assembly